Messenger RNA from Perca fluviatilis (European perch), 2737 nucleotides. Its product is annotated as max-interacting protein 1-like. Gene Ontology annotation, biological process: regulation of transcription by RNA polymerase II. The record is from RefSeq and is a predicted model, not a curated record. Lineage: Eukaryota; Metazoa; Chordata; Actinopteri; Perciformes; Percidae. The coding region runs from base 118 to 930 and encodes 270 amino acids. Gene Ontology annotation, molecular function: DNA-binding transcription factor activity, RNA polymerase II-specific; RNA polymerase II cis-regulatory region sequence-specific DNA binding; protein dimerization activity. The transcript has 6 exons.
GCAAUUCCAUCGAGCCUAGUUCAUUUCAGUCAUCCGCUCAGUGCACAGACGGGACAAGGAGCACUUUCAGCGCUGCUUAUUUGUCAAAGUCCCCCCCACCCCCCAAAAAAAGUGAAAAUGGUAAAGUACAUGCGACAGCACAGCGAGCUGAAACCCGAAGAGGUUCUGUCGGAGUCUGAUGCUUCAAUGGACCAGCAGGAUUUCGGAGAAUUGUCCGACUAUUCUUUCAGCGACGUUUUAUACUCCAAAUGUUCCGCAAUGGACCAAAUCGGCACUUUCAUGAAGAACGUGCAAGUGCUGCUCGAUGCAGCAAAUUACCUAGAAAAUAUCGACAAGAACAACGGAAAAUGUGAGCAUGGUUAUGCUUCAACUUACCCUGUGGCCCAGACUGCACAUCAUCAGAAACAGCGUAAAUUCAAGAACAAGAAAUUGGACAAUAUUCACAAUAGGUCCGCACACAAUGAACUGGAAAAAAAUAGACGAGCACAUCUCCGCCUGUGUUUGGAGAGGUUGAAGUCCCUCAUCCCUCUGGGACCCGACUGCAGUCGGCACACCACACUGGGACUGCUCAACAAGGCCAAAGCACAUAUCAAGAAACUUGAAGAGAUGGAUCGGAGGAGUCUGCACCAGCUGGAGACCCUAGAGAGGGAGCAGAGGCACCUGCAGAGGCAGCUAUCCCAGCUGCAGACUCACGGAGAUAGGGAGAGGGUCCGUACGGACAGCGUGGACUCCCGCAUGGACUCUGACCGCUCAGAGUCUGACAAAGAGGAGAUUGAAGUUGAUGUGGAAAGCACUGAGUUCUCCCAUGGAGAAAUGGACAGUGUAAGCACCAGUGGUGCAAGUGACCUGGAUGACCACAGCAGCCGGCAGAGCUCAGCUAGUGAUGAAGGCUACUCCACAUGCAGUCUAAAACUGGCUUUCUCUGCUUAAAGCACCAGCCUAUACUUUCACUUCAGCUGCAGUCUUUUAUGGCUUUCACCUUUAAAGUACCAGCCUAAAGCUCCAUUCUCCCUUUGCAGUUUAGGUUAACUGUCUUCAGAAGAACCAGCCUCAAUCCCACCUUUGACCUGACAAAUGAAACGUCUACUCCACCCUGAGAACCAGCCUUAAGUUCAACUCAGCCUAAACCUUUGAAAAGCCAAGGGGCUCCUCUACAUCAGUCUGAAACAUUUUAGACAACAGCCUCAAAUUUAACUUCUCUGGCAAUAUACAGUUUCCUCAUUUUCAGAGUUGACUUAACCAAUCACCUAAAUGACCUUUAACCCAUUACCAGCUUGAAUCAACCAUACCUGCAAUCAAUACUGACCCUGUAGAGGACCCAUGAUCGCACCAGUGUCCAACACUGGAGGGGAAACUACCUUUAGUCAAGUUAAUCCUCUGAAACCAGCAAAAACACUAAAACCCCUAUACCAGCUACAAGCUCAUCAUUGGGAACGUUUGCUCCAUUUGCCUUGUAAAAACAUACCCCCUCUUCUUCGGAUAGCAUAUCCAGACAUCACUUCUUGUCAGUGUACAAGCCGGUGACAAGGGCUACAAUGUCUGCAUUCCAAAAUGUUUAUUACACUCCUAUAACCUCUGCUUUAGGACCCACAACCAACCAUCACUGAUCCAUGUGGCGUCCCUUCUCUUGACUGAAAUACAGUCAUAUCCAAACAGGUGGUGUAGUCCACCCUUGGUAUUCUAAUUUAUUUUGCAUUAUGAUUAUAGUAUUUAUUUUUGGUAUAUUUAAUUUUACUCUAGCUAGAUCUUGGUCAUGCUUGAACUUUUUUCAAAUUUUUUUUUUUUUAACAAGUUUACCAAAUUACAUGACAUUAAAUUUAGCCCCACAGAAGCAUAUGCAGUGCUAAAGGUUUACUCAAUGUUUUGUUGAAUGAAUCACAUCUCUUUCAUAUUGUGCGCAAAUGCAAUUUUAUAAAGACAGUAAUAAGCUAUCCCACACUUAUCCAAGCACAAGGCUGAAAGCAAUAAAGCAUCUAGUUUUAUCAUAUCCUUAAUGUUGGCUGUGUUUAGAACACUAUUCUGUCCGUCCAACACCAAAUUGCUUUUUGCUAGUUCUCCACUUGCUCCAGUAAUGGUAUCAGUUUUAAUAUUGAGCACUAAAACGAUUGUAAUUGAUUUUUUUUUUUUAAAAGCUAUGGUGCAUGUGUAUUGAAUGUAGCUUGUCUAAUCAUGUUGUAAUGUGCUUUGGAUUGACAAGUCUUAAAAAAUGUCUGUAGCAUGAACAUUAACACUACAGAAUACUAAUUUUGGUUUAUACUUCAGUGUUUAGUACUGUAUCUUUUAUGUAUUGUAGCAACAACAAAAAAAGUUCAAAUCUUUGAAAUUUGGAGACACCCCAUUAAUAAUUCUAUGUAUAUCUGACACAGAAUUGCACUGCUGACCUGUUGGAAUCCAUGAAACCAAAUUUUUCACAUUUCAAUAUGAUCAUUUAUCUGCAUUUUCCUGGUCCAAGUCCUAAGGAGAUCACCACCAAAUUGUGUCUUAACAUGGGUAUAUGACUCUUGCACAAAGUUCCUUGUUACAGGUCUUUUUCCCCCCCAACCUGUUUGGGAAACUAUAAAAUGCACUAUGAAAAAGACUUGUUAAGGAAGUAUGUCAAAGCACACCCCCGAAUGUUUUCUCUCAUGCUUAAUCAGCCAUCCAAGGUGACUUUGUUGCAAAAUAUGUGCUGCUGGUCCCCUGCUAGUACUUUGUUACAGUUCCUGAAACUUUCCCUGGAAUAAACCUCUACCACGCA